AAACUCUUCCAUAUUCUAUCAUCUCUGUAAUUGCCACUUAAGUGGUUGCAUAAAAAUCCACGCGGUUGAUGUAAUAUAAUUCACCACAAAGCUGUUCGCUCAUUCUCCAUUUGUUAUUAACCGAACUUCACAAUGAACAUCCCUGUAUUGUAAAAUGACAAGAAAAUAUUUCUAAGAGCGCAAUUACAGGGUCAAAGUGUAAGGUAGACUUAUUUUCAUUUAAUUUUCAAUUUUUUUCUCCAGCGAUAAUCAAAUACAGUACAGUGUAAAAGCCUUUUCAUAUAUUGCUCUCCAAGGUUUAUCUUGCUAAUAAUCCUUUAAGGCAUUAUCAUCAUCCUACUAUCCUUGCGCUACAGCUGGAAAAAGAGCCCGAGCGCGCAGGUAACCUGAUCUUGAUCACCAGGAGAGCCCUGGAUGGAGGCGGCGACUACGAUACCAGGAGCAAAACACUCCAGGGGAUUUGCUGGAGCUCUCGGUAUGGGAAAAGGGUCUCUUCUCUCACCCCAGCCAUGCUAAAUUCCAGGAGGGGAGAGGACCCAGUGCUGAUCUGGCUCGCCCCAGCCUUUCAGAGCACCCUGCACGCAGUGGGCGUCUAAUAAAUGCAGUCUGCGUUGCUCCGACAAAAGCUUUCCCUUAGGUGGGCUGGGCCCUGGGCCCCUCCGGGUGCUACAGAGCUCCGCGCCGCCACUUUGUCCCUUUGCCCGCCCCCUCAAGUUCUGCGUGGGACCCUUGGCUGCAGCGCACACCCUCCACGACCGCCCGCGCUAGGAGCAGGCCCGGCUUCGAGCCCCGGCGCCCCGACACCCGGCGCUCGCCCGCCCCGGCCCCGCCCCGGCCGGCCGGCCCCGCCCCCCAUCUCCUCCCCGCCCCCCAGCGCGGACGAGUGGCUGCGGCGCCCCGAGGACCCGGCUCCCUCAGACAAGAGGGCGGGUGGAGGAGGAAGCGGCCGAGCCCCGAGCCCCGUUCCGGCGCCGCCGAGCACUGCCUGCCUCAGCCGACCAGCCGCGGCGGCUCCUGGGCCUCGCGGAGCCGAGAGGAGGGACAGGCGGGGGCGGCUGCGUGGAGGCGGCGCGGGCGCGGGCGGAGGCGGCGCGGCCGGCCGCGGCUGCCGCUUUGUUGUGCGGCCCGGGCCGAGGAAGGAGAAGUGGGAGGAGGGGGGAGCUCGGCGUCCCGCUCCCUCCGCGACUCAUGGCGACGACGCUCGGCACAUCCGGGACCCUCCGGCCGCGGCGGCCGCGGCGCCGGCUGCUCGGGCCCCAGCCCCGGCCGCUGUGGUGACUCCCCCGCGCCUCGCCGUCGCCCCCGCCCCGCCCGCAGCCCCCCGGCCCCGGGCCCCGCGCCGCGGCCGCAGCCCCGCCGCCGCCCCCGCCGCCGGGGACAUGUCUAACCCCGGGAGCCGGAGGAACGGGCCCGUCAAGCUGCGCCUGACAGUACUCUGUGCAAAAAACUUGGUGAAAAAGGAUUUUUUCCGACUUCCUGAUCCAUUUGCAAAGGUGGUCGUUGAUGGAUCUGGGCAAUGCCAUUCUACAGAUACUGUGAAGAAUACACUUGAUCCAAAGUGGAAUCAGCAUUAUGACUUGUAUAUUGGAAAGUCUGAUUCAGUUACGAUCAGUGUAUGGAAUCACAAGAAGAUCCAUAAAAAACAAGGUGCUGGAUUUCUUGGUUGUGUUCGUCUUCUUUCCAAUGCCAUCAACCGCCUCAAAGACACUGGCUAUCAGAGGUUGGAUUUAUGCAAACUUGGGCCAAAUGACAAUGAUACAGUUAGAGGACAGAUAGUAGUAAGUCUUCAGUCCAGAGACCGAAUAGGCACAGGAGGACAAGUUGUGGACUGUAGUCGUUUGUUUGAUAAUGAUUUACCAGAUGGUUGGGAAGAAAGGCGAACAGCCUCUGGAAGAAUCCAAUAUCUAAACCACAUAACAAGAACUACUCAAUGGGAACGCCCAACACGACCGGCAUCUGAGUAUUCUAGUCCUGGCAGACCUCUUAGCUGCUUUGUUGAUGAGAACACUCCAAUUAGUGGAACAAAUGGUGCAACAUGUGGACAGUCUUCAGAUCCCAGACUGGCAGAGAGGAGAGUCAGGUCACAACGACAUAGAAAUUACAUGAGCAGGACACAUUUACAUACUCCUCCAGACCUACCAGAAGGCUAUGAACAGAGGACAACACAACAAGGUCAGGUAUAUUUCUUACAUACUCAGACUGGUGUGAGCACAUGGCAUGAUCCAAGAGUGCCUAGGGAUCUUAGCAACAUCAAUUGUGAAGAGCUUGGUCCAUUGCCUCCUGGAUGGGAGAUCCGUAAUACAGCAACAGGCAGAGUUUAUUUCGUUGACCAUAACAACAGAACAACACAGUUUACAGAUCCUCGGCUCUCUGCUAACUUGCAUUUAGUUUUAAAGCAGAACCAGCUGAAAGACCAACAGCAGCAGCAGGCAGUGUCCCUGUGCCCUGAUGACACAGAGUGUCUGACAGCCCCACGGUACAAGCGAGACUUGGUUCAGAAACUAAAAAUUUUGCGUCAAGAACUUUCCCAACAGCAGCCUCAGGCUGGCCAUUGCCGCAUUGAGGUAUCAAGGGAAGAGAUUUUUGAGGAAUCUUAUCGACAGGUCAUGAAAAUGAGACCGAAAGAUCUCUGGAAGCGAUUAAUGAUAAAAUUUCGUGGAGAAGAAGGCCUUGACUAUGGUGGGGUUGCCAGGGAGUGGUUAUAUCUCUUGUCACAUGAAAUGUUGAAUCCAUACUAUGGCCUCUUCCAAUAUUCAAGAGAUGAUAUCUAUACAUUGCAGAUCAAUCCUGAUUCUGCAGUUAAUCCGGAGCAUUUAUCGUAUUUCCACUUUGUUGGACGAAUAAUGGGAAUGGCUGUGUUUCAUGGACAUUAUAUUGAUGGUGGUUUCACAUUGCCUUUUUAUAAACAGUUACUUGGGAAGUCCAUUACUUUGGAUGACAUGGAGUUAGUUGAUCCAGAUCUUCACAACAGUUUAGUGUGGAUACUUGAGAAUGAUAUUACAGGCGUUUUGGACCAUACCUUCUGUGUUGAACAUAAUGCAUAUGGUGAAAUUAUUCAGCAUGAACUUAAACCAAAUGGCAAGAGUAUCCCUGUUACUGAAGAAAAUAAAAAAGAAUAUGUCAGGCUCUACGUGAACUGGAGAUUUUUACGAGGCAUUGAGGCACAAUUCUUGGCUCUGCAGAAAGGAUUUAAUGAAGUAAUUCCACAACAUCUGCUGAAGACAUUUGAUGAGAAGGAGUUAGAGCUCAUCAUUUGUGGACUUGGAAAGAUAGAUGUUAAUGACUGGAAAGUAAACACCCGGUUAAAACACUGUACACCAGACAGCAAUGUUGUCAAGUGGUUCUGGAAAGCUGUGGAGUUUUUUGAUGAAGAGCGACGAGCACGGUUGCUUCAGUUUGUGACAGGAUCAUCUAGGGUGCCUCUGCAGGGCUUCAAAGCUUUACAAGGUGCUGCAGGCCCACGACUCUUCACCAUCCACCAGAUUGACGCCUGCACUAACAACCUGCCCAAAGCCCACACUUGCUUCAAUCGAAUAGACAUUCCGCCCUAUGAAAGUUAUGAAAAGUUAUAUGAAAAGCUGCUAACAGCCAUAGAAGAAACAUGUGGAUUUGCUGUGGAGUGAGGAACAGAAGAUUUACUUACCCAGGACUCUAUUUAUGCCCCUGACGGACAGCCUCCUUUCAGCAGAGUUUCAAGGAAGCUGAAAUACAGGAAAAUGCCCUCCCCGACUCCUCCCUCCCCACCCUCUGCCCUUUAAAAAAAAUUUUAGGACACUGUGAGGGGUAAGGACAAUUUCGAAAUUCCUUUUCAAGGAAAAAAAGAGGUCUUUAUGCUUUGCCAUGAGGCCACAUUCAGCUGCUAUUUAAAAUUAAUAUCUUGAACCUAAAGAAUGCUGACUUUUCCUACAUUUCCAGAGUUAGGCAGUAUUCUACAUUUAAAGACUACUACUAUUUUUAUAAAAGGUAAUCUAUUCAAAUUGCUUCACAGAUUUCAAGUCUCUCAAACAUCAAGACAACUUCAGCAGUCGGUACAAGUCACAUUUCAUUUUGAUUGAAUACGUGAUUUUAAACAGCUCCUGUACUUGCUCUUUGUAAAAAAAAUAAAAUAAAAUUAUUUUGAAUUAUUAUACCUUUGUAAACAAUUGGCUAAAGUAAUCAUUAUCUUUAAAAAAUAAAGCCAUUUACAUGUUUAAUUACAUUUUUCUAUAGCAAAGCAUUAUAUUUUAAAAGCAUUAUAUGUUUCAACCUAGCGUAAGUGAAGCUUUUUUAUAUUUUUCAAGCAUGAGUUUCCUGGAAUACAGCUAUAUAAUUUUGAUUGUCAAGUUCCUAAUCCAAACAUUUAGUCUCAGCUUAUCUUAUUUGCUACAAUAAGAUGCAUUCAGGGGCUCCCUGUUUUUAAGAGACUUUAAAAAAAAUCCUAACUUUUUAUCUUCAAUCAAUAUAAUCAGGUAUUUUGGAUUUACUUUUCAUCUUAAGUGGAAAUACUGCAUUUUUAUAGCUCCUCAGUUCAUGUGGAUGGGAUUGGAUUUUCAUUCUUUUGCUGGGUCAGUUUAUAUUUAAUGUAUAUUUACUACUCCUGUAAACCAAAGUCUCCUAUGACACCUGUACCUAAUUUAUAUUUUAAUUACAGUGUUUCUGUCAAGUAAACUGUCCUGAGUCUAUCUUUAGCUACUCAUGAUAUUUAUUUAUCAGCUAAAAUUAUGAAAAAGGAGAACUUUUGCUCUAAAGAUUAUUUACAAGUUUAGGAAACCCUGCUUUUAUGUAACAGAAUGAAGGUGGGGGUGGCAGGGCAGGGGAUGUGAUUACUAAAGAAACAGUGAUUCUAACUGUGGUAAAAGUUACUUUAAAAGGAGUUAAUUUUGCAAGUAAGAGAAUCCCAGUCCUUUUGGUGUUGAAGAUCAGCCUCUGAUUUUGAAAUACACAGAUUUAGCCUAACUUCAAGGUGUACAGCAUGUUGCGUGAUCCAGAAGGCAACCAAAAUUCUGGAGUGAGGGAUUGGAAAAAAUCUGAAGUCAUUGAUGGAUUUUUAAAUUCAACCAUCAGAAAUCUGCACUAUACUUUUUUUUUUAACAUUUCUGUGAAAUCAAGGAUAGCAAAUUCUGAUGAGAUAGCUUUGCUGAAAAUUUGCAGCUUAUUUAUCAAGUAAAUAGGCUCUUUGUGUUCUUUCAUUUGAUGGAUUGUUUUUUUCGGUCUGUGUUCUUAGAGUUAAGGGGCUCCUCAGAGGUGCCUCAGAAGUAAUGGUUUAAGAAAGGAGGGACAAAGAGGGAGAGAAAGGGCCUGGUUGGGAUAUGCAGUAGGAGCCUCUAACUCCCCACCCCUACCCCUUUACCCAGAGCAGUUCUAGUUUUUCUUUUUUAUAUUGGAAUUUUAAGUAAGCUUUCAUGGCGGGUAGGGGAAUAGGGGGAUAAAAGAAGUGGAAAUUUUGCUGAUGGAAAAAAAUUGAGAACUACUUGUGUAGUUUCCAAAUAUUUCAUUUAUUUCAUUCAGCCAAAUUUGACUGCCAAAUGCAAGCUAGUCAUAGUUGUAACUGUGUGGUGGUAGUGUGCUUAUGCUGACCUUUCCUCUUCCCAGACACUCUUGUUUUCCUACCACAUUCUUAGUAGUACCUAAGAACAUCUUGAAAUGUACAUACAGAAAGUUUCUAUACUAUUUGAUUAUCAGUAGUUUUCAGCUUUCACAAUAGUACCUUUCUGGUUGCAGGUCCAUCUCUUUUAUAUUGAAGCACUAGUGCAGAUGAUUGUGCCUACUCUUACAAUCUUUCUGUAAAAAGUACACAAUGAACACUUCAGAGAAAUGGUAACUGAUGGAUGCAGUAAUAAUGAAGUGCUACUAUUGUACAAUAUAUAAAGCAGGCAACACCAUCACUUUUUGAGUGCCUUUUAAACUUUCUAAUAAUGACCUAAUAGAGCUUUAAAGGAAAUAAAUUACUCUUCCUAAGAGUCUAUUGUAUCACCAACAAUUUAUAAAAACAUGAUAAUUUAGAUUUCAUUUUUAAGAUUGUUAACCUGAUUACUUCCGAAAUAGGUGCUAAAAAGCAGACAAAAUCUCCCAAUGUGUCAUUGAACCUUGGACUUCCACCUCAUGUUUAAUGUGAAUAUUUAUUUCCACAUGUCCCUCUUAACUGGGCUUUUUCUCAUCCUUCCUAGUUGUUAUUUCAGAUACGUGAUGUCACGUUUCCAUACAUUGCCUUUCCAUCAUGAAUGCUCUAUGAACAGUGGCUAUUUUGUAGAGCUCAUAUGCAGUACAGAGGUGAGUUUUAUUUCAGAGGGUCUUAUUUCUUGAUAUAAAGUUUUUAAAAAGUGCUGUGUCUAGUGUACAUUUUGUUUUGCACAUAGUUUGUUGCCCUGAAUGGGUUUCAUUUUUACAGAGUCUUUUUUUUCCCCUUUGUAUUUACAGUCUAGAGCACAAGUUUCCUUUCUCUUAAAUACAAUGUAAUCUUUGCUUUAUUGUACAACACUAAGUGUGUCUGAACUUCCAGUGCAUUGAACUGAUUGCACUAAUGGAAGUUAGAUUGUUCCAGUCAUCUUUACAGUUUGAUAGAGCAUCUCCUGCUUCUGUUUUUAAGCUGCAGCACAGAGUUAACAGAUGCCAUUUGUGGUAUGUAACGUUUGUAUGUUAGCAGGAUGAUUGUACCAAAUGCCGAGUUGUUUUGUUUCUAGAUGUAAUUAGUUCACGUAAUGUAAUACUCUUCCUUCUCUCUGAGUUUAAAAACAAAGUUUAUCAUUUUCAUUGUAUUUGUAUUUAUUACAGAGUGUUUUAGCUUUGAUAUUCUUUGUAUUUUCAUUCAGUUGUUACAUGAGCUUUAUCAAUAACAUCUGUAUAAACGGUUUUAAAAAUUAACUAUGUAUGUGCCCAUGCCGAAGUUGAGCAAUAAAAUGAAUGCUGUUUGCACUGCCACAGCAUCAGAAUUUUUAAA
Molecule: messenger RNA, 6916 nt
Organism: Manis pentadactyla (Chinese pangolin)
Lineage: Eukaryota; Metazoa; Chordata; Mammalia; Pholidota; Manidae
Gene: SMURF2
Product: SMAD specific E3 ubiquitin protein ligase 2
Exons: 19
Coding region: 600-3623 (1007 amino acids)
Biological process (GO): negative regulation of BMP signaling pathway; ubiquitin-dependent protein catabolic process
Molecular function (GO): ubiquitin-protein transferase activity; protein binding
Source: RefSeq, a predicted model, not a curated record